ACUUGCGCGUGCGCGCCGACAGGGCGCGCCACCUGCCAGAAGACGCGAGCGCACACCUAGGAAGAGGGAGACUGCCAGCCGGGGCUUCGUCUUUUCGGCGGCGCUAGCGACACCAGUUGCCCACGGCGCCGUGCACUGUGGAGACAGUGCUGCUGUUGCUGCUGCCGCUGCUGCUUGCCUUGGCACCCGCCGCGACACGAAGACAUCUGGACGACGUUUCAGCUCUCGCUCCCUCACUUUUUCGUCCGCGCCGCUCCCGCCUCCUCCAAUCUUCGCGACGACUGCACCGUUGCAAAGUCGAAGAUAAAGCACUUUUUAUCAUAGUGCAGUACUGAAUUCCAAAGUGUGCGCGUGACGACGGGAAACCGUGUUACCUGCGUCGUGUGCUGAACCUCCGACGUGUCUUCGAGCUGUCACGUUUCACUGGUCUCUCGUAACAGUCGGCCGGCUUUGAGUACUACUACUACAAAAGUAUCGUCAAACUUUUGUAUCCCAGAAGGAUAAGAAGCACUAGAAGUAAACCAGCACACGAACAACGAACAUACUGAACGUGCCUUCGUUAUCGAUUAACAGGUGGAGAAAACGAAUGAUCAAGGAGUUAUUGAACGGAGUUUUGUCUCUACGCUUCGUCGAACAACGAUCUGCUAGUGCCAGCUAAUUCAUCUCUUGCAACAGUUUGCCGAAGGACCCCGUGCCGCUCGGCAAGCGACGUCAGCGAGAGUUUCGACCAACCCGAAGUCUGACUCACUAGAUUAUUUCCCUGUUACGUAGCAACUAUACGAAUCAGUGAUACCGCUGAAGUUCAGCCUGACUGUUUGACUCCUCAGUUAAACAUCGAAGAUAAGACCCAAGUGGGAGAGCUGGUUUUGAAGACGCGCAAGAAGAGAGGCGACGUCGAUGUUCAGGUGCAACCGCUGAAAUCAGCUCGCCUUUCCUCCCAUCGCCCACUGCGGUCGGUGAACUCUUUUUUUCCCACUGAAGGGCGAAGCUCAAAAACACCAGCAGUUUCGAUGAUGCUUCUCGUCGCCGUCGGCUUCGUGCUCAUCCUCCUCGUCGUCUUCCUCAUCGUGAUCAUCGCCUACACGCAGAGCUCGGUGCUCAUGGUUGUCUGAACUUGACCGGCGCGGUGUCGAUAUGUUCUCGGACAGCGGGCGUCGGAGACCGCAGUGGCUCGGGGAAGUUCUUUACCGCUACGCAGUCGGUGAUGCGAUAUCGCGCCCAGAGGAGCCGGCCCUACUGCGUAGGAGCACCGGCAACCCGGCGCCGACGAAGAAUGCCGGCUCACCGUCGAGAUUUCGCCGAGUCAUCUCGGCGUCCUCGUCACCGCCCCCCAGAGGCGUAAGGACGUGAGUGCUAGGGACGGGAAAUGAACCGAGUCGACGACGACAGAAGACAGUAACCGAGUGGUAUUCGUCUCUGGAGGAACGUGUCAAUUUGCAUCGACGAAGAGGGUUGCGCGUGCGCGCGCCGUUAAUAUAUGUCUGUAUGUUUGUCAUCGUAUUCGAUGUGCGCGGUCUUAGAGUCGUAGACAAAGUGGAGUGCGUAGAAUGCAAAUAUCGUCGUAGAAGCAUCUCUGUGCGUCGUGUGUGUUUCGCGUCUCUCGGCGUUGUCGCGUCGUUUUUGCUAUGUGUGUUUAUACGAGUGACCUACAAGCUCCCCUUGCGCGUCGUUACACUCGUCAUGGUCAUCAUCGUCAUCGACAUCACCACGGGCAACGAAUGCAUCAGAAUGUGACCGUAUGUUCAUCAGCAACCCGGACGGCCCCAAGAACGGCAGCUUCAGCGCCCCGCACAUGGAAAACCCUCUGGGUCAUUCUCGACAGUGCAUCUACACUUUCAUCGCACAGGAGAACGAGAGGGUCGACAUCAACUUCACCCGCUUCAGGGUGCGAGGAUCUUCUCCAGAUUGCAGCCGCGAAUACGUGGACCUGUACACGGAGCUUGCCGACCCGAGCAGCGACCUGAUCAGCACGCCGUUCGGGGGUCGCUACUGUGGACGCGUGUUUCCCCGGCGGCGCAUCUCCAUGCACCGCACGCUCGUCAUCGGCUUCUACACCGACUACGAAAACGACACCGCCGACGUCUUCCACGGCACAUACCAGUUCAUAGAUGCCUCGCGCUUCCUGAUUGGCAAGCCGGAGCCCAACUCGGUUUGCAGCUUCACCAUCUACGGCGACCAGAAGCGCGAGGGCGACUUCUUCUCCCCCACCUACCCGGGCGUGUACCCCAAGAACCUGCAGUGUCGCUACCGAUUCCUGGGCAGCCGCGGACAGCGCGUGCGCCUAGAGUUCCUGGACUUCGACCUCUUCUACGGUGGCUCUCAUUGUCCUUUCGACUACGUGAAGAUAUACGACGGCAACUCUAGCGAGGACACGCUGAUCGGCACCUACUGCGGACAGCAGCGCAACCUUGUCGUGUACUCGUCGGCCUCCAACCUCUACGUCAAGUUCACCACGCUGCGACGCAUGGCCGACAGCCAGAACAGGGGCUUCGCCGGAUGGUUCGAGUUCGGCGAGAAGUUCGUCAACCUCGAUUUCAUCAAGAAGAAUGACGGCGAGCAUAUUCGGGGAACCGAGUGCGACCAGAAGAUCUUGAGUCGCAAGGAGUCCAACGGCACGGUGUACUCUCCCAACUGGCCGCUGCCGUACCAGGCGAACAUUGUGUGCCGCUACUACAUCUACGGCAUGGAGGACGCCCAGCACCUGGAGCGAGUGCGGCUGGACUUUGACAAGUUCCACAUGGACGACCACCGCGCGGACGACGCUCACGAGUGCACGGACGCUUACCUCAAGCUCUACAUGCAGGGCCAAGAGGAGCGGCAAGCCGUGGACGAGUUCGACCACGCGUUUUGCGGGAACCAGGCUCCACCGGCGCUCAUCUCAGAGGGGCCCCGGCUGGUGAUGGUCUUCUCGAGCGGACAGACCAAGGGCACGGGCUUUCGGGCGCGAUACUCGUUCGAGACCGACUACAAGGUCCCGGGCACGCCUUCGCCCAACAACACGUGCCACUUCUGGUACCUGAGUGAGUCGCAAGCGACGGGCGACUUCAAUUCACCGCGCUACCCGGCCAACUACCCGUCCAGCACCCGCUGCGAGUACAUAUUCCUCGGGGGACUGGGCGAGCAGGUCAAGAUCGUCUUCAACUACUUCAAGACCAAGGCUGAGCUCGCCUAUCACGGAUACAACGAGGCUUGCGUGGAAGACUGGCUGGAGAUCUACGAGGUCUCGGCCAAAGGCGAGUCCAAUAAAAUCGGUCGCUACUGCGCCAGGACUGCUCCGGGACCCAUCGUCUCUGACACGGGCAUAAACAUGAUGAAGGUCAUCCUACAUACCGACAGUUCUGGUGUUGCCAGUGGCUUCAGUGCGACUUACUACUUUCUCAAGGACGUCAACAAGUUCGGAGACUGCGGCGGUAACAUUACGGGCGAAGAGAACGGCCUCAUCACCAGCCCCGGAUACCCGAACCCGUACAAGAACGACCGGCAGAUGUGCAACUGGUACAUCACGGUGCGGCCGGGACACAAGGUGUUCCUACACUUCACGCUGUUCCUCAUCGAGGGCCACCCGGGAGAGCGAGGAUGUCCCAGUGCAGUGGUGCGCGUCUGGAAGAACCUGUCUGAUGCACCGCUCGAACUAUGCGGAGAGGGACUGAGCAAUGACACGAGAGAAGUGAUAUCCACCUCCAACGUGCUCAAAGUAUCAUUCAUGACCGCACAAAAGGCCGUUGGAAACGGUGGAUUUAGAGCUGUUUGGACAGAAAUUAGAGAAGACCCCAGCUGCGAAGACCUCAGGUGCGCCCUCACCGGUUACUGCAUAUCUUCGCGCCUCAGGUGUAACGACUUGCCCAACUGCGGUAGCAGCGACAACACCGACGAGGACGAUUGCGUGCGCAGCCCCGAGCUCAACCUCUACCUGGUGGGCGGCGUGUCCGGGGGCUGCGCGGCCUUCACGCUGCUCACGCUGUGCCUGGUGUGCCGUAGCCGGCGGAGACGGAGGCGCCGCAGGAGGCGGCACCCGCCGUUCGGGGACAGGCCGCCGCUGAGGCCACCGCCGCCCGGAGAGGUGCCGGCCAUGCACUUCGUCUCCAUGGACACCGUGUGACUAGAGACCACCGUCUAAGAGCGAGGCCCCCAGGAACUGGACUCCCCCAAA
Molecule: messenger RNA, 4150 nt
Organism: Rhipicephalus sanguineus (brown dog tick)
Lineage: Eukaryota; Metazoa; Arthropoda; Arachnida; Ixodida; Ixodidae
Product: cubilin
Exons: 15
Coding region: 1739-4099 (786 amino acids)
Cellular component (GO): plasma membrane
Molecular function (GO): protein binding
Source: RefSeq, a predicted model, not a curated record